Messenger RNA from Erinaceus europaeus (western European hedgehog), 7438 nucleotides. It is a transcript of the gene DLC1, whose product is annotated as DLC1 Rho GTPase activating protein. Gene Ontology annotation, biological process: signal transduction; actin cytoskeleton organization; regulation of Rho protein signal transduction. The record is from RefSeq and is a predicted model, not a curated record. Gene Ontology annotation, molecular function: lipid binding; GTPase activator activity; protein binding. The transcript is spliced from 19 exons. Gene Ontology annotation, cellular component: membrane raft; focal adhesion. NCBI's taxonomy places the organism in Eukaryota, Metazoa, Chordata, Mammalia, Eulipotyphla, Erinaceidae. Bases 431 to 5032 code for a protein of 1533 amino acids.
AAAUACUUCCCAGGCAAUCUGGGCUUGCUUGUGGAGGCCCCUUUUGCAAAACAUCAGUCUGAAUUUAGUAGACAGAAAUCACUAGGAAUGCCUUGACAGACUCCUGCUUUAGCUAAGACUCCCUCCAGCUGUAGAGGGUGUUUUUGUUAGAAUCACACACUGCGUAAAACUGCUUAGAAUAGAGCCAUGAUCUCAACUACAAAAUGUGAACUUAUAUUUUGAAGAAAGUUUGAUGGGGACGGAUCUUUCCUAGCCUGCGUGUUGAACAAUGUCAUGCCUUGGCGUUUCAGCUCCUCCUUGUCUAGGUGGUGAAAUGACAAAACUCAUUCUCCUCUUCACUCAGUGAAUUUGAAAUCAUCUUCCAUCCAAUUCCAUUUCCUUUGGUCUCAUAUGGAAUAUAUUUCUCUAUCAGUUUUUCAACUACGAUGACAUGUCUGUAGCUAUCAGAAAGAGAAGCUGGGAAGAACAUGUGACCCAAUGGAUGGGACAGCCUUUUAAUUCUGAUUAUAACACAGCAUGUCAUCAUGGACUAGUAGUUGACAGCUUGCAGGCAAGUAUGGAAAAAGAUGCAACUGUAAAUGUGGACCGCAAAGAGAAAUGUGUUUCACUACCAGACUGUUGUCAUGGAUCAGAUGUGAGAGAUUUUCCUGGAAGGUCAAUGGGUCACAUUUCACCAGUGGUAGAUGAAAAUGACAGACAUGAAAGUGAAGAUCAGUUUCUUCCUCUGGAGGCCAGCACAGAAACACUGGUGCAUGUUUCUGAUGAGGAUGCCAAUUCUGAUCUCUAUCCUACAGAUGAUAAACAGAUUUUAACUACCCAAGGGUAUAAAACAUCAGACCAACAUAGUGUUGAAGGAGCAGGCUCCUUAGUAGACACUUUUCACAUCAUGGAAAGUAACCAAGAUUCUUAUAAAGCCUGGGGAAUAUCUGGUGGAGUUGAAUUAGCGUUGAUAGAAGAAAGAGGAGAAAGAAAAGUUGUUGAUAUUCUAAGUGAAAGCCUGGAGUUUUGUAAUGAUAUUAGCUUAAGUGAAUUAAAAGAUGCAUCAACACUAAAUGAUUGUAAUUCUUUGAAUGUGAAAGAUACUGUACCUGAGAAGCAACUAGUUAAUUCUGCUGUAAUUGCUCAACAACGAAGAAAAUCUGACAUCACUAAAGAUGACCAAGAAAGACACACCUGCAAUAUAGUUCAAGAUGAAAUCUUGGCUAGUCCUUGUACAGACAGAAAACUAUCAUUAUUAAAAGCUGAUUCUGGACAUUGCCUUCUUCAGCCUUCUUCCUGCCCUAGUGGAAUGUCUGCUGAAAAUGGCCUAGAGAAGAGUGGUUUCUCAGAAUAUCAAAACAAAAGUCUUCAAAAGGUCAAAUCUGGAGAUGGCAUGCAGUGUUUACACUUAAAGGAGUUUUUGGCCACCCAGGAACCUAUGGACAACCAAGUCAGACUUCGCAAAAGAAAGGAAAUAAAAGAAGACCGAGAUAGGGCGAGGCUGGACUCCAUGGUGCUGCUGAUUAUGAAACUGGACCAACUUGACCAGGACAUUGAGAAUGCUCUCAGUACCAGUUCCUCUCCAUCCAGCACACCAACAAACCUGCGGCGACAAGUUCCUGAUCUGGAGUCAGGAUCUGAGAGUGGAGCAGAUAUCGUUUCAAUAAAUCAAACACAGAUUAAUGUGUCUUCUAAUGCCGAGUCCAUUGAUCUACCAGCUUCCACUCCAGUGGCCGAUUCUGGAACUAAACCCAAGACUAUGACUAUUCCUGGUAUUUCAGAGAAGGAACAGGCUGAAAUCGAAGCCAAAGAAGCUUGUGAUUGGCUGCGGGCGACAGGUUUCCCCCAAUACGCACAACUUUAUGAAGUUACACAGGAUUCUUACUCAUAUCUGUUAUUCCCCAUUGAUAUUUCCUUGGUCAAGAGAGAACAUGAUUUUUUGGACAGAGAUGCCAUUGAGGCUUUGUGCAGGCGUCUAAAUACUUUAAACAAAUGUGCAGUAAUGAAGCUGGAAAUAAGUCCUCAUCGAAAGAGAAGUGAAGAUUCAGAUGAGGAUGAGCCUUGUGCAAUAAGUGGCAAAUGGACUUUCCAGAGGGACAGCAAGAGAUGGUCCCGGCUCGAAGAGUUUGAUGUCUUUUCUCCAAAGCAGGACCCAGUCCCUGGCUCCCCAGAUGAUCCUCACCUGCAGAACGCCACAAGCCAUGAAAGCAUGCUGACAGACCUCAGUGAGCACCAGGAGGUGGCCUCUGUCCGCAGCCUCAGCAGUACCAGCAGCCUCCCUGCCCAUGUCCCUCACGGUGGGGAGAGUACUACACUGCGGACUAACUCUGUCAUUAGUGUGUGCUCCUCCAACAAUUUUGUAAGCAAUGAUGACUCUUUCUGUAGUCUGCCUUCUCCCAAGGAGCUGUCCAGCUUCAGCUUUAGCAUGAAAGGCCAGGAGAAAAACACCAAGUCCAAGACCCGGAGUCUGCUGAAACGCAUGGAGAGUCUAAAGCUACGGGGCUCACACCAUGGCAAGCACAAGGCACCUUCCAAGUUGGGACUGAUCAUCAGUGGGCCUAUUCUGCAAGAGGGGAUGGAUGAGGAGAAGCUGAAGCAACUAAAUUGCGUGGAGAUCUCCUCUCUCAAUGGCAACCACAUUAAUGUCCCCAUGGUACGAAAGAGGAGCGUUUCCAACUCCACGCAGACCAGCAGCAGUAGCAGUCAGUCAGAGACCAGCAGCGCUGUCAGCACCCCCAGCCCUGUCACCAGGACCCGGAGCCUCAGUGCUUGCAACAAGAGGGUGGGCAUGUAUUUAGAAGGCUUUGAUCCUUUCAACCAGUCAACAUUCAACAACAUCGCAGAACAGAACUUUAAGAAUCGCGGCAACUAUCCAGAGGAUACUGUGUUCUACAUCCCGGAAGAUCACAAGCCUGGCACUUUCCCCAAAGCUCUGUCCAAUGGUAGUUUCUCUACCUCAGGGAAUAAUAGUUCUGUGAACUGGAGAACUGGAAGCUUCCAUGGUCCAGGCCAUGUCAGCCUGAGGAGGGAAAACAGUGGAAGCCCCAAGGAACUUAAGAGACGCAAUUCCUCAAGUUCCAUGAGCAGUCGCCUGAGUAUUUAUGACAACGUGCCAGGUUCCCUCCUCUAUUCCAGUUCAGGUGACCUCGCUGACCUAGAAAAUGAGGACAUCUUCCCUGAGCUGGAUGACAUUCUCUACCAUGUGAAGGGGAUGCAGAGGAUAGUCAACCAGUGGUCGGAGAAGUUUUCAGAUGAAGGAGACUCUGACUCAGCUCUGGACUCUGUCUCUCCAUGCCCAUCUUCUCCGAAGCAAAUACACCUGGAUGUAGACAAUGACCGAGCUACACCUAGUGACCUGGACAGUACAGGCAAUUCACUGAAUGAACCAGAAGAGCCUUCUGACAUUCCAGAAAGGAGGGAUUCUGGAGUUGGGGCCUCCCUGACAAGGUCUAAUAGGCACAGAUUGAGAUGGCACAGUUUCCAGAGCUCUCAUCGGCCAAGUUUGAACUCUGUGUCACUACAGAUUAACUGCCAGUCUGUGGCCCAGAUGAACCUGCUUCAGAAAUACUCGCUCCUAAAGUUAACUGCCCUGCUGGAGAAGUACACACCUUCCAAUAAGCAUGGUUUUAGCUGGGCUGUGCCCAAGUUCAUGAAAAGGAUUAAGGUCCCAGACUACAAGGAUCGGAAUGUGUUUGGGGUUCCUCUGACCGUCAACGUGCAGCGCACAGGACAGCCUCUUCCCCAGAGCAUUCAGCAGGCCAUGCGCUACCUCCGCAACCAUUGUUUGGAUCAGGUUGGGCUUUUCAGAAAGUCAGGUGUCAAAUCCCGGAUUCAAGCUCUACGCCAGAUGAAUGAAAGCACCAUAGACUGUGUCAGCUACGAGGGACAAUCUGCUUAUGAUGUGGCAGACAUGUUGAAGCAGUAUUUUCGAGAUCUUCCUGAGCCGCUAAUGACGAACAAACUCUCAGAAACCUUCCUACAGAUCUACCAGUAUGUGCCCAAGGACCAGCGCCUCCAGGCCAUCAAGGCUGCCAUUAUGCUUUUGCCUGAUGAGAACCGAGAGGUUCUACAGACACUGCUGUAUUUCCUGAGUGAUGUCACUGCAGCCGUGAAAGAAAACCAGAUGACUCCAACCAAUCUGGCUGUGUGCUUAGCCCCUUCCCUCUUUCACCUCAACACCCUGAAGAGAGAAAACUCCUCUCCAAGGGUAAUGCAAAGAAAGCAAAGUUUGGGCAAACCAGAUCAGAAAGAUUUGAAUGAAAACCUUGCUGCCACUCAAGGACUGGCUCAUAUGAUUGCUGAAUGCAAGAAGCUUUUCCAGGUUCCUGAAGAAAUGAGUAGAUGUAGGAAUUCCUAUACAGAACAAGAUCUCAAGCCGCUUACUUUGGAAGCAUUGGGACGCCUCCAUAAUGAUGAAUCAGCUGACUACCAACACUUCCUCCAGGACUGUGUGGACAGCCUAUUUAAAGAAGUCAAAGAGAAGUUUAAAGGUUGGGUCAACUACUCUACUUCUGAGCAGGCUGAGCUGUCAUAUAAAAAGGUGAGCGAAGGGCCUCCUCUAAGGCUUUGGAGGGCAACUAUUGAAGUCCCUGCUAUGCCUGAGGAAAUCUUAAAGCGCCUACUGAAAGAGCAGCACCUCUGGGACGUCGACCUGUUGGAUUCAAAAGUGAUUGAGAUCCUGGAUAGCCAAACUGAAAUUUACCAAUAUGUCCAAAACAGCAUGGCACCCCAUCCUGCUCGGGACUAUGUUGUUCUGAGAACAUGGAGAACUAAUUUACCCAAAGGAGCAUGUGCUCUCUUACUCACCUCUGUGGACCACGACCGGGCACCUGUGGUUGGGGUGAGAGUAAAUGUGCUCCUGUCCAGGUAUCUGAUCGAACCCUGCGGGUCAGGGAAAUCCAAGCUCACUUACAUGUGCAGAGCUGACUUACGGGGCCACAUGCCUGAGUGGUAUACAAAAUCUUUUGGUCAUUUGUGUGCAGCUGAAGUUGUGAAGAUCCGAGACUCUUUUAGCAAUCAAAACACUGAAACCAAAGACACCAGAUCUAGGUGAUUCCUGAAAUAAAGCAAGUGUGUCCAACAUGUGGGUGUUUGUUUCUGAAACUCUUGCCAGUCCUUGAUUUAUGGGUUCUACAUCUAACUCUGAAACAGAGAAAACUACAAGUUGGCCUGUAGGAAUUGACUAUUGCAAUUUGAUAUAUUUUUUAAGCUGCUUCCUGUUUGUUUAAGGUCUAUUUUGUAGACCUUGACUGGAAUAUAUAAGAUUGUGCAAAAAAAAAAUGUAUUCUUAUUUGAAUUGCUUCUGAGAAGCAAAGUUCUAUAAACUGCAUUACGGAAGAUAAUGAAGAGGCUUCGUCCUCUUGUCAUAUUGGUGUAUGGGUAUCUAUAUCAUUUUAUUUACCGUAUGAUGAGGGACUGGUGUAUCCACUGGAAUAGUUGGUACUCUCUGACAAGUUUUCUCACUGAGAUGAGCAAAGAAAGGUUUGCACAGAGGAGUGUGUGUAUGUGUGUUUGUUGCUGGUUGAAUGGCAUAGAUGUUUAAGUUGGAAUGCAGUGGCUGGCACACUGAGAUGCCUCCAAGAAGGAUAUUGAUGCAUCAGGUUCAGUUCAACCUGGAAUAUCUGACUACCCAUGUAGCCCUUUAGAAAGGCUAUCCCAGUUUAUUUCCCACUCCCACUCCCAAUUUUUUAAGGGAAUUCCUUCUCUAUUAGCCCCUUACCCUGACCUUAAAAAUAGUAAAUCUACUCUGGUAUCCCAUGGAAAACAGUUUGUUUUGACCUGGUUACAAACAGGGAUGUAGUUUUGACCAGUAUUAAUGCAGGAAUGGAACUUUCCUUCUUAUCAAAGUGCAGUUUUAUUUUGUCAAGAUGUUAAGAGCUGAACACUAACAUUUACUCCUGACUCCAAGCAUCAAAAACAUUUUAUGUCAGAAUUCCUUGCAUUUCAUGCUUAUAACAGAUUUUUUUUUUUUUUAGGACACUAUCUAUAGGAAUAUAGGUAACUGUGUGUCCAAAGAAAACCCUGUAAAUUAACCCCACCACAAAAGUUGUUUUGUUGUUAUUAACAGCAUUUCUGAAAGCUACACGUGUUUAUAAAUUGGAUUUGUCCUAUCAGCAAGGAGGCUUUCUAACAUUUUUAUUUUGCUUUGUUUUUCCUACAUUUUGUUUCCUUUGUAAUGAUGCCCUUGGAAUAUAUUUUAGUGGUCAUAGAAGAAGUAGUCAUACUAAAAAGAAAAAAAAAACAGCACAGGUUCUUGGUGGUUUUUUUUUUUUUUUUUUUUUGAGGGUGGUCUUUAUACAGGUUUUACUGUAAUGGUAAAGAUUGGCUUAACAGACAGUAUUAGUAAAUUUGUUUUGUAUGGGUCAAAAGUGAACAGUGUAUGAAUGAGACUUGUAAGAAGGAUUUUUAUUUUGUUAUAUAAGUUAGUUACCAUUUUCAGUGUUAUUUCAAAGGUUCUUUGAAGAAUGAGUGGGAAGGCAGAUUAGAGUUCUAAAAUUUGAGUAUUUUGAAUAUCAGUGUUCCUCAGAAAGAUAUACUUGUAUAUUCUAUUUUAAUGGCUUUUUAAUUUGUAAGAUUGUAUGUUGUAUAUACCAUUCUAUUAAAAAAACAUGUAUACAUGUCCACUGUGUUUUUAAACAUAGAUAAAGCAUGAUAAAGAUUAUUAUUUAAAGUAUAUGUGUAUUUAUACCUCAGAUAUUCUUUUGGGUUUUGUACCUCAAGGCUUUUUUUUCCCCCCUCUCUCCUAGUGUAAAUACACUUCACAUGAAAACAGUCUAAGUGAAAAGUAAAUAAAUAAAGGUUUAUAACUUGGUCUAUAUAUGUACAGAAUAUAAUCAUUAAGUGCACUAUGGAAUGUUUGAAGUAAGGGAAAAGUCUGGCCUGCUUUCCUUUGUACUGCAUCUCACUCCCAUCAUUAAACCACAGAUAGCAGAACAUUAGCAUUCUAGCAUCAACUAAACUGAAAAUACAGAUUUGCUGAAGGAAAAUUCAGACUGAAUCAUUCCAAGGCCAAACUGCAACUGAGCCAUUCACUAACAAACAGGAAACCCUGGUGAAGGUUCAGGAAGCAUGGAGAUUCUCUCUAAACAAAGGUCAUUAGGAAGUGGUGCUGAGAAAGUUACAAGAAUAAGCAACAGCAACAGAAGAUGUUCCUAGCAAAGCCAAGGUCACGGAUUAAUUCCACAAAAGGUCUCUUUCCCACUGGUUGGCUUUCCUGUUGGAAGGAUUCCUUACAUAUUUAACAAGAGGAGAAGUCAAUGGAUGUGAACAUUUUCAAGAACUCUACUUAAUAGUCACCUUAAAGUGACAUUGACACAUAAUUUACUAAGUGUAACUAAUUACCUAGAAUGUACGCUCUUUGAAGGCAGUGCUCUUCUACACAUCUUAAUAACCCCCUACAGCAGCUUUCAGUGUUUUGUACUUGUAGGCACAUAAUAAAUUUAUUAUUUGCUAAAAAGAA